AUGGAAGCAGGAUCGAAGGAGAUUAAAUUGGGGAUGAGGCGAAAAGAGGAACAUCGGCAGCAGCGUGAAAAAAGUGGGUUGACUCGGAAAAUACAGGCCGUAUUGCAAGUGUAUAAUUUACAGGACCGUUUCGGCACACCAGGGAUGAACAAAAGAAGCUCUCUCAUCUCUCAUCAGCCCCCCAACAUAAAAGCAGAUCCAACUAUUUGGCCUAGUCUCUACCAGGAAGCCAGCAUUAGAGAAUGUUCCAGGGAUUUUUCUCAAUUGCAGGGCACAGCGCAAGACCUGGGCGACCUGCAAGAUGGCAAGGUUUUUUUCGAUACAGGGGGGUUACCGCCCGCAGCCUGGUCUCUUGUAGUGGAGAUGUCUUUAUCAAAGGUUGGUGUGUCUGGAUACAUCCCUCCUCUGGGUCUUCUUCCCGUUUGCAUUGGGCGCCAACGGGCUGCCAGUGGGUGGUUCCACGGCGCGAACAAACGAUCUGUUGGGACACCCUAG
Messenger RNA from Histoplasma capsulatum G186AR, 495 nucleotides. RefSeq lists its product as uncharacterized. Lineage: Eukaryota; Fungi; Ascomycota; Eurotiomycetes; Onygenales; Ajellomycetaceae. Bases 1 to 495 code for a protein of 164 amino acids. The record is from RefSeq and is a predicted model, not a curated record. The transcript is spliced from 2 exons.